Molecule: messenger RNA, 727 nt
Organism: Drosophila pseudoobscura
Lineage: Eukaryota; Metazoa; Arthropoda; Insecta; Diptera; Drosophilidae
Product: mitochondrial fission process protein 1
Exons: 4
Coding region: 16-534 (172 amino acids)
Biological process (GO): mitochondrial fission
Cellular component (GO): mitochondrion
Source: RefSeq, a predicted model, not a curated record
UGCAAUACAGAUCAAAUGAGUAAUCAUCUCCAAGGUGACACAGACACAAUGGCAGCCGCAGCCCCGCCCCCGGAUACAGCUUACGCGAACGAGAAAGCCCCCAAGGAAGUGGACAUCUACCGUGAUACCUUCAUCCGUUACAUGGGCUACAGCAAUGAGAUUGGCGAGGCUUUCAGACCCCUGGUGCCCAAGUCGAUUGUGGCCGCCUCCUAUGGCAUGGCCAUUGGCUACGUGUGCACGGACACCUUCGACAAGUCGCUGCGCCUGCAGAGGACCGGUGCCUCCAAUCGCGAUUUGGCCAUCUUGGCCGGGGACGUGUUUAGCUGGCAGAUGAUGGCCUCUGUGAUCAUUCCGGGCCUGGUUAUAAAUCGAAUCACCUGGGCCAGCCGGAUGAUGCUGAGCAAGGCACCAGUGGGUAUACUGAAGACGGUGCCAACACUGAUAGGACUGGCGAGCAUUCCACUGAUCAUCCAUCCCAUUGACAACCUUGUGGAUCGCAUAAUGGACGAAACCUACCGUAAGGCUGUGCGGUAGUGAAGGCAAGGCCUACCGCUCCGCGAACCCCAUUCAAACUUCUUGUUCCGGUGAUAGUCUCUAGCUCUUAAGUAUUUCCAAAUGCCACAUGCUACGUGAUACAUGCCACUCUGCUCUGCAUCGUAGAUGACAGCUAAGACCUUGGUCUAAAUGCAAUUUGAAUCGAUACAUAGAUCUGUAUAUAUUUGACAAA